This is a messenger RNA of Suillus clintonianus, 738 nucleotides long. RefSeq names its product ML domain-containing protein. The transcript has 5 exons. NCBI's taxonomy places the organism in Eukaryota, Fungi, Basidiomycota, Agaricomycetes, Boletales, Suillaceae. Bases 66 to 590 code for a protein of 174 amino acids. Gene Ontology annotation, biological process: intracellular sterol transport. Gene Ontology annotation, molecular function: sterol binding. The record is from RefSeq and is a predicted model, not a curated record.
CUUUGCUGAGGUCCUUCCUUCAACUCCUUCCCUCAGUUCUUGCUCGAAUUCCCUUAACGUUAGCAAUGGUUCGUGUAUUCUCCAUUUCCUUGCUCGCUAUGUUGGCGGGUCUUGCAUCCGCAAGCUCUCUUCCGGCACAAGAAGUUAUAAAUCAGCCGGUGCACGUCAUGGAAGGCUGGUCCUAUGAAGAUUGUGGCUCCUCAUCAGACGCCAUUCAGGUGAAAUCAAUCAGCCUCUCCCCGGAUCCACCCAAGCCGGGUCAAGACCUGACCGUCACGGUUGUAGGGACUGCUCAACAACGAAUCGAGGAUGGAGCCUAUGCCGAUGUCGUCGUGAAACUUGGACUCAUCAAACUUCUCUCGAAGUCGUUUGACGUUUGUGAAGAAGCACGCUCCGCAAACGCAAGCAUCCAGUGUCCAAUCGAUGAGGGCGAGUAUACUGUGGUCCAGACGGUUGCAUUGCCGAAGGAGAUCCCUCAGGCCAAAUUCAGCGUCAGUGUGAGAGGUUACACUGUAGAAGAUGAAGAUAUGCUAUGCUUGGAUCUCAAAGUUGAUUUCAUGAGGAACCCCUUCCCAAGAUUCGGGUUUUAAAUUGCAGUUACCUUCACCUCAUAGCGAUAUCCUUUACAUUUGGCUUGUACUAUAAUACGUUUUGACCUUUGGCUUCAAGUCUGCUAUGCAACAUUCUAUUUUGGAUUUGGAAGACCCUAAAUUAAAAUAUGCAGUCACGUGACGAAAU